AUGUGUAUCGGUACAUCGGCUCACAAUCAAUCAAUAUGUGUUUGCGACGUGAAUAAAUUUGGUCCUCGAUGUCUUAUUAACACCGUAUGUCAAACGACCGAGAAGAAUUCCAUGUGCCAACAUCAAGGCCAGUGCGUCCCUACAGAUGACUAUAUGAUGUCGGAUCGAAAGUUUCGAUGCAUCUGCAAGCAAGGUUUUAGCGGCGAGCGUUGUGAGACCGAAGAUAGUCAAUUUGUUUUGUCAUUUGCUGAAAAUAUUGUGUUAACGAAAUCGAUACUUAUACAUUUCAUCGAAAUUAUCAAGAAUAACACACCGGUGACAGCAACUACUUCGAAAAUAAUUCACUCUCAACGAGAUUCAAUUUCUAUUCGUUGGUCGCAACCAUUUCAUAUCGUUUUCAUUGAAUUUUUUCCAGAGAAACUUUACUAUCUAGCUCUUGUUCAAAGCAACUACCGACAAUCGACAAUGUUAACUCGAAUGAUCAAUUCAUCAAAUUAUUGUCCACAUGUCAGUGAAAUAUUCAAUAAAAGCUUCAGUCAAUGGCAUCUACUCCGUCGGAUCAAAUCUUAUCACCUGGCAUGCCAAUCAGAACGAUCGUGUUUUUACGAUGAUGUUCAUUUUUGUCUGUGCUACGAUUAUAACGAUAAACGUUUGGCCAAUUGUUUCGAAUUCGAUUAUCAAAUGAAAUUUGAUUGUGCUGGUGAAAGCGUUUGUGAAAACGAAGGUCGUUGUUUUCAAGAAUUUCAAGGUUGUCCACGGCAUUCAACUUGCAUCUGUCCAUCCUGUUUCUACGGAUAUCGAUGUCAAUUCAGUGCACGUGGGUUUGGUUUGUCAUUAGAUGCCAUUAUAGGAUAUCAUAUUCGACCAGACGUCAGCAUUCUGCAGCAAUCAACUAGUGUCCAAUUGAGUUUAAUUCUGAUCAUCAUGUUCACUAUCAUCGGAUUUAUCGACGGUAUUCUUUCGUUAAUCACAUUCCAAAGCAAAGCUGUACGUGAGGUUGGUUGUGGUUUGUAUCUCUUGUGUUCUUCGAUUACGACUUUACUCCUAAUAUCUGUGCUAGGAUGUAAAUUCUUCAUACUUUACCUUGCGCAGGUCAAUUCAAUAUCCAAUCGGUCGUUCUUGCAAAUUCAAUGCAUAACUCUGGAUUUUGUUCUUCGCAUUUGUCUCAAUAUGGAUCAAUGGCUUGCUGCAUGUGUGGCCUGUGAGCGGGCAGUGACUGCAAUACAGGGUGUUCGUUUUAUUAAACAUAAAAGUACACAAACCGCUAAGAUAAUUAUUAUCAUUCUUUUGAUAUUUAAUAUUGGUACAACGAUACAUGAUCCUAUACAUCGACGUUUAAUUGACGAGGAAGACAAUGAAAGUGGCGAGAAACGCAUUUGGUGUAUUACUACUUACCCAUCGAGACUGCAAACAUUUGAUCAUUUUAUGAAUACAUGCAAUUUUUUCGUACCAUUUGUGAUAAACUUUGUUUCUGUUGCCAUUCUGAUCAUCAAAAAGUCCUAUCUACAGGCCAGUACGCAAACUCGUAAACGCUUUCUCCAUCUUUUUCGAGAACAAAUUCAUCAACAUCAGCAUCUACUAAUUGCUCCAAUUGCAUUAAUUGUUCUCGCACUCCCACGUUUGAUCAUUUCCUACGUAUCGCGAUGCAUGGAAUCCAUCGAUGAUAUGUGGGAGAACAUAUUUAUUUCCAGUGAUGUACUUAGUAUUAUUAAUAUUCGACUUGAAGCCUAUCCAACUAAUUCGGCGGACAUUGAUAUGAAAAGAUUUGGUUCUAAACGUAUACGCCGCAGUUAUGAUAUUACGAAGAGUAUUUCUCGUACACUUGAAUCUCCAUCACUAUUUAUUGAACGCGGCUCCGUCAAUAUUUUGGGAUAUCAACAGGAAACAUGUUAUCAUAUGUAUGCUGACAAUAUAACAGUAAUCGGCAAUCUGAUGGUACCAUCAACCUAUAUUCCCUUUUCCGAAAGAAAGGGUUAG
Messenger RNA from Adineta ricciae, 1977 nucleotides. The record is from the annotation of a GenBank genome assembly. NCBI's taxonomy places the organism in Eukaryota, Metazoa, Rotifera, Eurotatoria, Adinetida, Adinetidae.